Messenger RNA from Ixodes scapularis (black-legged tick), 2628 nucleotides. RefSeq names its product protein disabled. Gene Ontology annotation, cellular component: membrane. The record is from RefSeq and is a predicted model, not a curated record. Gene Ontology annotation, molecular function: beta1-adrenergic receptor activity. The coding region runs from base 503 to 2521 and encodes 672 amino acids. Gene Ontology annotation, biological process: adenylate cyclase-activating G protein-coupled receptor signaling pathway; positive regulation of heart contraction. Lineage: Eukaryota; Metazoa; Arthropoda; Arachnida; Ixodida; Ixodidae. The transcript is spliced from 9 exons.
UCCCACUCCUCCGACGCCCGUCGGAGGAAGCACUUCCAUACGGGCCAGGUGGAUGGGAUCGCUGGUUAAUUGCCGGAGAGUGCAGCAACAUGCCGGACUUGUUCUUUUUUUACUUUUUAUAUGUGUGUGUGUUUGUGUGUGUGAUCGUUGUUUUUACUUCGACCGAUCGAGGAAAAUACGUCCCUCUGACGUCUGUCGAUUACGGUGCCAGCGGUCGCUACCGCGAACGCGCGCUGGCACGGAAAGCCGUGACGCGGUUUUUUUCAAGAGUGCCUCGAUUCUAGAGUGUUUCUAACUCCUGGAUUGUGGUCACGUGGUUUUGAAAGCGCUUGUUCGUCUGCGAGCGUCCAAGCCACGGUGGAAGCGACUUGCAACGCAUGCGCACUAACGAUGAACCCGGCCGGGAGGUGUCCGCCAUUAAAUUGCAAUUGCUCUCCGUGGUUUGAGUUGCUCCUUAUCUUAAAUGUAGGCUCUCUAGUUUUAUAUCGCGGUGGCGGCGUUGAUGUCGCGCGGGGGGCGUCGAGGGGCGUUGCGCUCGGAGCUAGUUCUUGCAUCUUGCGGCGACUUGGCUCCAUUGGCACUUGCAGGCACGGGACCGUGUGUGAACGGCUUCGAUUGCCUAGACUCGGGAGGUGGGAAAAAAAAACGCGAUCGGGGCGCGCGCGCGCGCCAACUCCGUCUUUCUUUGAAGACCGCAUCCGAGCUUCGGGUUUCGAGCGAGGCGCGCGUUGGCGACGCGGCUAGCAUGACUGCGACCAAGUUGGAUCCGUGGUCGGACCAAGAAGCUGCCAAACUCGGUGACACUUGGGCCCAGGAGACAGACAACGGGGCUGUCUGCUGGGGCGACGAUGCCAGUGCCAUGAACUCUGCACCGCGACCAGAAGGACGCCGAACCACCCGCCGCGUCCGCAAUGGAAAGCGGGACAAAGGCCCCAAGAACGACCCGUUUCGCUUCGAGGGUGAGGGGGUCUCGUUCAAGGCCAAGCUGAUAGGGAGCGAGACGGUGGACAACGCACGGGGGGACCGCAUGUGCCAGGAUGCUAUGCAGAGGCUCAAGGCGGCAGUGCGGGCAUCCGGCGAGCACAAACAGAGGGUGGUGCUCGCCGUGUCUCUCCAAGGAAUCAAGAUCCGCGAUGACAAGUCCGGGGAGCUGGUGUUUCACCAUCCUGUGCACAAGAUCUCCUUCAUUUCGCAAGACACGUGUGACGCUCGUGCCUUCGGUUACGUGUGCGUUUCGGACGAGGGCUGCCACCAGUUCGUGGCAAUCAAAACUGAGAAAACCGCGUCCCAGCUGGUGAUAGCCCUGAGAGACCUGUUCCAAGUGGUGCUUGAAAUGAAGCAGCACGAGAUGCGAUUGGCUCGUGAGGAGCAGCAGCAGCAGCAGCAGACGUGCCGAUCUUCUGCUUCGCAGAUGCACACCAGCAAGAGUACAGACUUCUCCCUCAGGGGGGAGGCACAGGAGGUUCUCUAUGAGGCAGUGAGCGGAGCGCGCGAGGGGCUGUCUCCGCCCCCGGAAGCCCAGCCUCAGAGCCCCGAGGGGUCUGGAACCCCCACCGUGGACGACCUCCUGGAUCUGCAGUCCGAGCUGGAUUCUCUUCAACAGGGGAUCCAACAAAUGGAGACAACGAUAGCUGCGGCGGCCACGCUGGCCAGCCCGGUCUGCCCAGACCCGUUCGACACAUCCUUUGUGACAGAUCCCGGUCAGGCCUCCCGUGCGUUCUUCUCGCAGCCCGCGACCCCCGUGGGACCGGCCCCUCCGUUGCUGCCGCCCCCUCCUCCGGCCAGACCCGCGUCGAGUUGCGCCAGCGUGGCGCGCGUCGCUCCGCCCCCCUUCGCGGAGCAGCGCGCCCCGGAGCGCCGCCCCCCGCGGAGCCUCGCCUUCGCCCCGCCCGUCCCGCCACCCCACCGUCCCACCUCCACAGUGUCCCUGCCCCCGACCCCGCUGCCGGACCUCUUCGCGGACCUGGACCCGCUCGGAGGGGGACGCCCGCAGCAGAGCCGUGCCGACUUCUUCCGCGACGUCAAGAGUCCGCCCCGGAGGGUCCUCCGUGACCUGUACCGCGACGGGAGCUCCGGCUCGGCGGACGUGGCCUCCCUCGCGUCGUGCGGCGGCUGGGAGACGUUCGAAGAGGAGACGGCCCCGCCGCCGUCGUUCCCGCCCCCGCCGCUGCCCGACUCUUCGUCGAGCGGUGCCUUGGCGAGCCCCCCCGUGGCGAUUCCGCCGCCGACGGCGGACGAAGGCUUCUGCAGCGGCAGCAACGCGUCGUCGGUUUCGCCCUCGCUGCCGCUGGGUGCGACCCCGCUGUUGCUGCCGGGAGGCGGCAGCGGGGACAUCUUCAGCCGCAGCAAGGACCCGUUCGCGGACGAGUUCUUUGCGGCGCCUGCCGCGGCAGGGUUCCAGGAGUCUCCGGCGCUGGGUGGCUUUGGCUCUGCACCGGCCCCUCUGCUGGCCAACGGGGCCAUGACGCCCGGUGGCUCCCCCUGGCUCCUCCCACCACAGGAGGCGUCGUUUAGCCGUUGAACAGCCUUCCUCCCUCCCUCCCGAGUUCUGUGCCGGUGACGGAACCGGUUUGACAUAGUGAGAACAAUGAGUAUAAUAAUAAUAAUAAAAGGUACACAGAGUAGCUA